GCCUGGGGUGGUGGGUGGACACCUGAAUACAAAAUUACAUCUAGAACUCUACAGCCAUCUGUCCUGUAUAGUGCCUGGGGCCUGAUCCCCUGAUCUGGCUUUGGGGCUGAGGCCUGCAGUCUCUUCUCUGUGCUUGUAGAAAUAUCUUCGUGGCUUUGUACCCAGUGCUGCCUCCCCAGCCAGCUAAGCCUGUAGGCCCCACAGGUUGGGGUCUGUCUGCUUCUAUUGUGUGAGUGUCUGGGGACAGGUGGACUGAUAGGACUGGCUUCCUGGUGAAUGGCGUGAGGGGCAUUCAAGUCCUGCAUUUUCCCCCAAGCCACCCCCGAGGAGCUUCCUCGCCAGCUGUGGGGGAGGACUUUUCUCAUCACCGCCUUUCAUAAUUCUAGGAAGGUAGAUUCCAAGAACCCUUGAGUUUUUCAGAUGGAGUAACAGUGCCUGAAACUCAGCCUCUUGUUUCCUCACAUCUUCACACUCAGUCAGCUGCAGGCUCCACAGCAGAAGGGCUCCUGACCUGCACUCAGGAACGACGACGAGAGCAUCGCCAGGGCCAAGUUCAUCAGGAAGCAGAGACAGGAACUGGCCUCCAUGCUCCCAACAGUGGCCUGCAUCCACAGAGGCUUGUUCCGUUCCUGUGCUGGACUCUCUGUGUGCAUGAUCAGCAGGGGGAUAGGCCAAAAGGGCAUCCUGGCCAAUCGGGUGGCCGUGGUCACGGGGUCCACUGAUGGGAUCGGCUUUGCCAUUGCCAGGCGCCUGGCCCGGGACGGGGCCCAUGUGGUGGUCAGCAGCCGGAAGCAGCAGAACGUAGACCGGGCAGUGGCGGCGCUGCAGGGGGAGGGGCUGAGUGUGGUGGGCACCGUGUGCCACGUGGGGAAGGCCGAGGACCGGGAGCGACUGGUGGCCACGGUUGUGGAGCACUGUGGGGGUCUCGACUUCCUGGUGUGCAGUGCAGGUGUCAACCCGCUGGUGGGAAGCACCCUGGGGGCCAGUGAGCAGGUGUGGGACAAGAUCCUGGAAGUGAAUGUGAAGGCCCCGGCCCUGAUGCUGAGCCAGCUGCUGCCCCACAUGGAGAAGAGGGGGAGGGGGGCGGUCAUCCUGGUCUCCUCCGUUUCAGCAUAUGUACCACAUGUGGAGCUGGGUCCCUACAACAUCAGUAAGACGGCCCUGCUGGGCCUCACCAGGACACUGUCAUUGGAGCUGGCCCCCAAGGGCAUCCGGGUGAACUGCCUGGUUCCAGGAAUAAUCAAGACUGACUUCAGCAAAGUGGCAUACAAGAAUGAGGUUUUCUGGAACAACUUCAAGGAAGAUCACAAAGUUCAGAGGAUUGGGCAGCCUGAGGACUGCGCAGGACUUGUGUCCUUCCUGUGCUCUCCAGACGCCAGCUACAUCACCGGCGAAAACAUCGCGGUGGCCGGCUUCUCCUCUCGUCUCUGAUGGAGCUAAGGGGGUCUGGGCCUAGGAGCCUGGGGCUCAUGAAGGUCUGAAGCUCUGCCAGACAAUAAAGCUGGGGGCUUGUUUGUGCCAGGCUCGAGGAAGGACCCCCAGUAUUCUCAUCUGCGUGACUGUUGUUGAUUUAGCUGCUGUGAUUCGACCAACAUGUGGGUUCUUAGUGUGGGGCUGUGGAGCUGACUGAGUUCAUGGGGCUGGCACUUCGGAGGAACCGUAAGGGAAAGGAACAGAGACUCCUCUGGCAGCAGGCCCCUGAUGUAUGCUGGCUUCUUCUCUCUGCCUCUUGUGCUUUAAACAUUUUUUUCCCCAAAUAAACUCAAAUUUAUCCUCGA
This is a messenger RNA of Herpailurus yagouaroundi (jaguarundi), 1778 nucleotides long. It is a transcript of the gene DHRS2, whose product is annotated as dehydrogenase/reductase 2. Bases 586 to 1431 code for a protein of 281 amino acids. Lineage: Eukaryota; Metazoa; Chordata; Mammalia; Carnivora; Felidae. The record is from RefSeq and is a predicted model, not a curated record. Gene Ontology annotation, molecular function: carbonyl reductase (NADPH) activity. The transcript has 9 exons.